This is a messenger RNA of Trichoderma gamsii, 3858 nucleotides long. RefSeq names its product enterobactin synthetase component F. The transcript has a single exon. Lineage: Eukaryota; Fungi; Ascomycota; Sordariomycetes; Hypocreales; Hypocreaceae. The record is from RefSeq and is a predicted model, not a curated record. The coding region runs from base 1 to 3858 and encodes 1285 amino acids.
AUGAGCGUCAUUGAUAUCACCAAGGAUCUGGCGGCUUUGUUCGAGCAACAGGCACAAGCUACGCCAGAUGCCGUCGCCUUGGAGGACGAGAAACGGACUCUCACCUACGCAGAACUCGACAGCCUAACCUGGUCUUUGGCUGAUCGUCUUCGGCAGUAUGGCGUCGGCCGUGAUGAUCUGGUGGGAGUGCUGAUGGGACGCAGUGCAGACAAUGUCAUUGCUUCUCUUGCUGCGCUGCGAGCGGGAGGCGCUUUUCUCGUGCUGGAGCUGGCCUAUCCCACAGGCCUCCUUCAGGAUGUCAUUGACGAUGCGAAGCCGACGGUCAUUAUCACGCAAAAGGCUCAUGCGGCCAACAUCAAGGCUGAUAUCCCUACCAUCAUCAUCGACCAGCCUGAGCCAUCCACCGACGGACAUGCUGCCCCUAUUGUUGUUGAGACGAGAGAGCCUCUCCCUGCGAGUGACGACUUGGAUCGCCUGGCAUUCGUGUCCUACUCAUCAGGCACCACCGGCAAGCCAAAGGGCAUUGCAAACCCUCACAGAGCGCCUGUUCUCAGCUACGAUUUGAGAUUCCGUACGAGCGACCUUGGGCCCGGUGAUCGCGUCGCCUGCAACGUCUUUUUCGUCUGGGAAAUGCUGCGUCCCUUGAUCCGGGGGGCCACCACAGUUGCUGUUCCCGACGGCGCAAGUUAUGAUCCCAUUGGGCUUGUUGAGUUUCUCGCUUCCAGGCGCAUUACUGAUACUCUCAUGACCCCCACUCUGCUGACCACCGUGCUCUCACGGCAUCCAAACCUUGGUGAGAAACUCCCGGAGCUGAGGUCAUUGUGGCUGAAUGGCGAGGUCGUCACAACAGAUCUUGUACGACGGGCUUGUAGUGCCCUCCCCAACACCCGCCUCCUCAACGUCUACAGCGCCAGUGAAACCCACGAAAUUGCCGUGGGUGACAUCAAAACUUUCGUGGAUUACGAGGCCCGCGUCUGUCCGGUAGGACCGCCUGUAGAUCCUGAGCACAUUUAUAUCCUGGACGAAGCAGGAAACAGGCUGGAUGCUGGUGUAAGCGGCGAGCUUUUCGUCGGCGGCGACCUACUAGCGAGAGAGUACCUCAAUCUCCCGGAAACAACGGCCAUGGCUUUCCAAGUUGAUCCUUUUGAGAAGAAAGAGGGCGCUCGAAUGUAUCGAACUGGAGACAUGGCAAGGAUGCUCCCUUCAGGCCUUCUUGAAAUCACAGGCCGAGUCGGCGGCAUGAUCAAGACUCGUGGAUACACCGUGCAGCCGGGUGCAGUUGAGACAACUAUUGUGAAGCACUUAGCAGUGCGGGAUUGCGCCGUAGUGGCUCACGGAGAGGGCUUGCAGAAGCAAUUGGUGGCUUACAUUGUCCCCGACAGCGACAAUCUCCAGGGCCGUACCAUUGUGGUUAUCGAUGAGGCUGGCCAUAGUCCAGUUGCUCGACGAGCUCUGUCUGCCCAUCUAGCACAUUACAUGAUCCCGCCCCUUUGGGUUGAACUCAAGGAGCUGCCUACGCACGAAGUUUCUGGCAAAACCAACCUCAAAGCUCUCCCGCCUCCUCCAAGACCAAAGACGCCUGUGCAAACAGCCAAGCUGGAGAAGAACGUGACUAUCAAGAUGGAUACCAUUAUCAAAAUGUGGUCUGCGGCUCUGAAUGUCCCAAUCGCAAUCAUCACGCCAAAGCACGACUUCUUUGACCUGGGAGGACACUCUCUGAUUCUCGCUGAUCUUGCUAGUCGAUUGACCAAGGCAUUCGGCUUUCCUGUUCCUCUGGCUCCAUUGGCUGGUAAUCCGACGCUGGAUGGACAUUUGGAAGCUGUCAAGGCCGCUCGCGAUGGCCACACCGAGGAGGUGCAGGCAGAUCUCCCAGCCGUCCUGCGAGCUGAUGCUGUACUGCCCGAGGACAUUAGCGCUACAGGCGUGCAGAUGAAACGCCUCAGCGAUGCGGAAACGGUCUUGCUUACGGGAGCCACUGGUUACUUGGGAGCUUUCCUCCUGAAAUACCUCCUCGAAAACACCUCAGCACACAUUCUGUGCAUGGUUCGAUUCACUGACCCUUCAGGAGAUUGCCGCCCUGCCGGAAUGGCCCGAAUCCGCAAGAACUUGAUCGACUUGGGCAUCUGGAGCGACUCGAUGCUGGAACGUAUGGAGAUUGUACCAGGCAACCUGGCCAGGAGCCGAUUGGGUCUAUCUCCAGAGGCUUUCGAAGAGCUCGCAUCUCGUGUUGAAGUCAUAGUCCACUCAGCCGCCACUGUCAACCUCGUCUAUCCAUAUGCCGCCCUGAGAAGCGCAAACGUGAACGGAACAAGGGAGAUUAUUCGUCUUGCCUCGCGUGGCGGAGCAACACUGCACCACGUCUCUACUAACGGCGUGCUGCCACCUUCACUUGAGGGUUGGUCCGAGGACACCAUGAUUGAUUUUGACGAUGUCCCCAACAAGCUACAAGAUGGCUACGGACAGACAAAAUGGGUUGCAGAGAAGCUGGUGGUUGAGGCAAGCAAGAGAGGCAUCCCAGUGAAGAUCUACCGACCAGGCACCAUCAGCGGCCACAGCGUCACUGGUGCUGCUAACACAUACGAUCUUCUCAAUGCCCUGGUUGUUGAAUCGCUCCAUCUCGGCCAGGCUCCCGAUGUUGCCGACUGGGUCAUGGAAAUGACGCCCGUUGAUUUCGUAAGCAGAGCCAUCAUCACACUGGCUGAUCACACGCAAGGCCAGCAGUUGGUGUACCACCUGGGAGACCCCAGCCCGAUCAAAGCAUCAUCUUUGUUUGAUUCUCUAGCCGAGCUGGGCUACGAAACGGGACGCUUGGAGUGGGACGAAUGGGUAGAGUUAUGGAGGGAGAAGCGAGAGUCCCGCGGAGGAGACGAGCCUUUUACCGUGGAUAUCUUGCGUGGAGGAAUGCCUACUGUCGACUCACUAAAGGGCUCCAUUGUUCUCAAGGACGGUGCCACCCAGCCAACUCUAGACUUAUAUGGCUUGAAGCGCGUCAACAUCGACAAUGCCCUGCUUGAAACAUAUAUGCGGCACUUUUACGCUCGAGGAUGGCUCCCCAAGCCACCUCGUCGACUUACAGCCAACGGAACAGCUGCGGCUAUUGGUGCAAAGAAGGGACGUCUGGCCGGUAAAGUAGCUAUCAUCACAGGUGCUUCGUCCGGCAUCGGCGCUGCAGUCGCUGCAGGCCUCGCCAAGGAGGGCGCGUCUGUGGCUCUCGCAGCACGCCGAACCGACGCCCUCGAGGGCAUCAAAGCCAAGAUCAACAGCAGCAUCAGCGGAAGCAAGGUCCUCAUCCACAAGACCGACGUUUCAAACAAGAACCAGGUCGAUGCCCUCGUCAAAGAAACCACGGAGAAGCUCGGCCCCGUCGACAUCAUCGUCUGCUGCGCCGGCGUCAUGUACUACACCAUGAUGGCCAACGUCCAGACGGAUGAGUGGGAGCGCACCGUCGACGUCAACUGCAAGGGCGUCCUCAACUGCAUUGCCGCCACCGUCCCCGACAUGCUGGCCCGCAAGACCGGCCACUUCGUCGCCAUCUCCUCCGACGCAGGCCGCAAAGUGUUCCCCGGCCUGGGCGUCUACUCGGCCAGCAAGUUCUUCGUCGAGGCGACGCUACAAGCCCUGCGCGUGGAGAAUGCGGGCUCGGGCCUUCGCGUGACUGCUAUCCAGCCGGGCAACACGGCGACGGAUCUGCUUGGCAUGUCUACUGAUGCCGAGGCCGUGAAGAAGUAUGGCGAGCCGUCGGGGGCGAAGAUUCUAGAUCCGGAGGAUGUGGCAAGGUCGAUUGUGUAUGCGGUGUGCCAGCCGGAGCAUGUUGCGGUGAAUGAGAUUUUGAUUGAGCCGAGGGAUGAGCCCAUUUAG